AUGGAGCAGUCAACAGCGCCGUCAGCACCGCCGCAGAGUAAUAAUCCACAGACUGCCUUUCCUGCUGAAUAUUGGAGUAGCAUCGAUGGCCUCUAUACGGAACUGGAUGCCCAGCAGCAACAACCGCAGCAACAACCACAACAACUGCAAUCCCACCAGCGAGAGCCUCCGCAGGGAAUCACUUGGGACCACCCAAUCCUCUCUCAGUCAAACCAGCAACAUGAACGACAGGCCUCUUUCCCGCAACAGCAUGAGCACGUCCGAGAUUUCUACUCCGGGACGCCUCAGGGCUGGGGCCAGAGCCCCUCGGCUUCUGGUCAACCGUACGGACUCUCGCACCAGCAUCCAUAUCAGAUGCAACAGCCUUUCCCUCAGGAUCAAGUGGCCUAUAAUCCCCGGCCAUUGAGCCCUGGUAAUCUUACUUAUCCGAACUAUUCGCUGUCCGGCCAGUAUUACCAGAAUCCCGGUCUGCAGCCUACAAAUACAUACGCUCAGCAUCGGCAUCAAAACAUCGCCCCACGGCCUCCUUCCGCUCAACAGCAACCUAUUUUGCCUGCUGGGGCUUCGACAACGUCUGGCCAUCAGUAUAUUCUUCCCGCAACAAAUAUGACCGAGAAUUUAGAGACGCCUAGUUUCAAUCAAUAUGCGGGUGCAGCAGCUCCGGCCCUAAUCUAUCAAAAUACGAUCAAUCCACAAUUUCUAUCAUCACUCCAAGAAGCAACAACGGAGCAGCCUCGAUCAGGACAGAACCAAUUUUUAUUUUAUAAUCCAACUGCCUCCUCUUACGAGCGUCCCAAUGACCCAAAAGCUUAUCAGAUAUAUCCCGAUAAUCUGGGUCCGCUCAAUGCCGAACAACUUAAUGCCCGACAGCAAUCAGGCCCCGGUCUAAUGGCCCACCUACCGGAGCUAGCACCUUAUCCCAUCGCUCCUAGUAUGCUAAUGUCCAAUGGGGUCUUAAAACCUCAGCCCAUCUCGUCCAAGAAGACAAGCCAGGCAAAGGCAAAGAAGCCUAGGGCUAAGGCUGGGCUCAAGAAAUCAGACGGCAGGGCCAUGCCGGAGUCGGACACUGAUAGUUCAGAUUCAGACUUAGAAGUGGAAGAACCUGAGGAGCCUUCUCCACUACCGGCUGUGCGCCCUAGUGAUCCAGAAGAAGCUAUGCAAUACGACACAAUCAAAGCCGUCUGGUCCCCCCGCAAUAGGUAUCCUAAUGUCGACAGGAUAAAGUCCGCCCUUGUAGCAUUCAAGGAUGUUGUCAAAACAGUCAGAGACCAGUGGAAAGCCCAAACCCAGGCCAUGAAAGAGGCUGAGAACCAAAACAACAACGAUAAAGCCGCAGAGCUCAGGCAAAAAGUCGUCCAGCAACGGAAACUUAUCAACGUGGUUAUAAGCACAACAUUAGAUAAGGGCCACCCUAUAAUUGUUGAGAAAUUAGGAGAACAUCCCAUGGCUGUGGCUGCAUUAUAUUCUUUCCUUCUCGAUCGUCACCAGGCUUCCGAUUAUGAGGGCGCUUUAUUCGUGAACAUUCUGAAGCUGCUUGCGCGCUUCACCACCUUGGACGAUGAGGUUCUUUCCAAGACCAACAUCUCGAAACUUCUGCCAAGGAUAUUGAAGAAGGGCGUGCAACCCAGCAAAGACCUCGCCCGGAAGAUUAUGGAAAACGCAGCGCUCUCGACAAAGCGAAAGCAGGAGUCCACGUCUGGCAACGCAACUAGCAGAGAUGCCACUCCAGACAAAGCCAGCGAGCUUGUUUCGGGAACAAAGCGUAACCGUGAGGGAGAACUCAAUAGUCUUCCUGCUACCAAGAAGAUGGCAACUCCUGGGGCGGCCAAAAACGGUCUCCAUCCCAAGACAGCCAGCGCAGGCACGGCCAAACGCUCCGAGGGCGUCGCGGACAGCAAGGCCACUUCCACUGCAGGAGCUGUGCGACCCAAGGCCAGCAUUGUCCCCCCCAAGCCAACCAGUCUCUUCGGCAGUCUUGCGUCCGCCUCGAAAAAGCCCGGAACGUCGAACGCGGCACGUGCUGCCGCUGCCGCUGCGGCCGCCAAGGAGAAGGCAAGCGCGCCUGCUGAAAAGAAGGCGUCUCCGCCACCUCCGCCACCUGCCAAACCAGCUUUCUCAUUUGGAGAUAUUCUGGCAGGCCUCAAUCAACGAGAGGAAGCCAGCACCCAGAAGGCAUCAGACAACCAGCCGCCCGAGACAGAGGAAGAUCGCCAACGGCGUUUGCGGAAGGAGGCACGCCGAAAGCUGCGCGUCAGCUGGAAGCCCGACGAGGCGCUCACCGAGGUUCGGCUGUUCACUCACGAUCCCGAAGAAGUGGUCGGCCUAGGCGAUGACCUGAAGAGAGACGUGGGCGAUCUGCAAGGAGAAGGUCGUAUGCUCAAGCUUCAUAAGGAUCUAGACGUGGAAGACGACGAGGAAAUCGAACCACAAGAGGAAGAAAUCCGCCCCUGGACAAGUCUGCCAACAGUUGACCAUGACACUUUGAGUAGCAAGGAUCAGGAGAGCAACUUCAUCAAGCGAGGCGGUUCAAGAGAACCAGACAGCCCCGAGAAAGCAGCACAGGAGAACAGGGAAGCCAUGACUUUGAUGGUCUUCUACACCUCUCCUGCAGACGUACCCACCUCACCGAAAGAACCACCUGCGCCUAUUGAUGACGACGAGCCUCCUACCACGGAACAGACUUUUGGAGAGCCAGACGACAAAGUCAAGGCCCGCGCUGCUCGUUAUUUUGCCGUUAUGAAUCCCCAGCCCGCACCAACACCUGCGCCAGCCAUGCCCAAUGGGUCUCUUGACAUUGCCAACUUGCUCAAAGUCAUUCAAAACGGUCCCCAGCAGGCUAGUUCUACACCUCCACCCGCUGCACCACCUCCUCCACAACCAGUACAACUACAACAAAAUCCUCUUUCGAGCCUCGAGCAUACAGUCAAUAUGUUCCGACAGCAACAAGGGCAGCAAAUCAUGCCUCAAAUCCCUCAGAUUCCUCAAAUACCACAAAUACCGCAGGCGCAGGUUCCCGCUGCAUCUAACCAGCCGAUCGAUUUUCAGAAGAUCCUUGCGGUGCUAAAUGCCCAGAAACAGAUGAGCCAACCACAGCAGCCCGCUCCUUCACCAAUACCAAUGCCACAAUCACAGCCAGCAGUCAUGCCUAACCUCGCUGCAAUAGUUUCUCAACUUAGUGGCAACAGGGCAAGUACACCUGUUUCGCAGCAACCGACUCAGUCCUCGGGACCUUAUGAAGAUGCAGAGCGCAAGCGGCUUCGUGAUAUUGGCCGCGGAUAUGAUAAUGGCUAUGGACAAGGAAAUUCCAAACGCCCGAGGAUGUAUGUCGAUCCAGAGGCAAAGAAACAUCCACGAGCCGGAUCUGUGCCGUGUCGAUUCUGGCGCGAAGGCAAGUGUCUCAAAGGCGAAGACUGCACCUUUCGCCAUGACCCUGCUGAUUUAGUCUAA
Messenger RNA from Talaromyces atroroseus, 3447 nucleotides. RefSeq lists its product as hypothetical. Lineage: Eukaryota; Fungi; Ascomycota; Eurotiomycetes; Eurotiales; Trichocomaceae. Gene Ontology annotation, molecular function: metal ion binding. The record is from RefSeq and is a predicted model, not a curated record. The transcript is spliced from 7 exons. Bases 1 to 3447 code for a protein of 1148 amino acids.